This is a messenger RNA of Amoebophrya sp. A120, 5130 nucleotides long. The record is from the annotation of a GenBank genome assembly. Lineage: Eukaryota; Dinophyceae; Syndiniales; Amoebophryaceae.
AGUACAACUGAAAAGUUCCAGGCUUCCUCCUUUUCAUUGAACCCUUCCGCGGCACAGUGAACAAUCUUUCAAGAAGCGCAUAAGAACUAAAUUAUCGGCCCUGCAUAACUUUCCCCGCAUUUGAACAAGAUCCUGUCCAUGACCUGUGAAGAUCCUGCACUCUUUAGGUUUCGAACAAGUCUAAAACACACCUAGGUUUCGAACAAAUCUGUAAAAGCACUCCUGUUUUAUUCCUCGUACGUUUGCGUCACACACACGUUGUUUGUUUUCAUCUAAACCACGACACGGAUUUUUGAAGUCAAAGUGUUUGCUGAAGAAUUCCUCGUAGCUUGUUCUCGCGUUUGAUUUUGAAAAAAAAGUUGCUAGUAUCCACCUGAAAGAAAUCUAAAUCACAACAACAUGUCCGACUCGAAGGUGCGUGACAUGUCUCUGGCCGAAUUCGGCCGCAAGGAGCUGAACCUGGCCGAGCAUGAGAUGCCCGGUAUAAUAAGUGAUGAGACAUUCACAUCAUUUAAAGACGAUUUUUGUCAUGCAGGGACGGCGUGGGAAACAUAAAUUCGCAUGCCGACAAGGAGUGCAGUCGCAAUUUCUAAAUUUAGAUUCGACGACGAAAACAUUCCACGGGGCCGUACUGACCACGCUAGAUUUGACAUUAUUCGUCUUGCUUCAUGCAUUUUCUUCAUUACGACAAACACGAUCAGGUCUGAUCAACUGCCGUAAGGAGUACGGCGCUGCGAAGCCGUUCGCCGGCGUCAAGAUCGCGGGGUCCUUACACAUGACGAUUCAGACCGCGGUUCUGAUCGAGACUCUUGCGGAGCUCGGUGCCGAUGUCCGCUGGUGCUCGUGCAACAUUUUUUCCACCCAGGACCACGCCGCCGCGGCUGUGGUGAAGGCAGGUAACUAAGUAAGGAUUUGUACAUGCAGUUCGAUGUAUGAAAAUGGUUCAUAUUAUCCACAGUACGCAUGAUAAUCAGCAUGUUUAUUGGUCCCAAAUCAAAAUUUGGCUUCUCCUUCUCCCAAUAGGACCGGAGUUCAGUAGCUCUGCUUUCACGUAGUUCAUUUUGAUGGCGAAAAGUUUCUCUCCAUACUAGUACGGCGUGACCACUGCAGAUGCUGUUAUUUUGCAAAAAUGCAAAACUCUGUUUAAUAAAAUGUUUUAAGGUACCGCCGCUGUUUUUGCGUGGAAGGGCGAGACUUUGGAGGAAUACUGGGACUGCACGGAGAAGACCCUGAUCUGGCCCGAUGGUUUAUCACAAGCAAAAGCGUUAAGAUUUACGGUUUUCACAGAUUGCAGCCUUGCGUCACAAAUUUAGCCUAGUAUGCAUGCUAUGCAUGACAAAGUUUGGCGCGUUUAGUUUGGCACGUUUUGCGAUGCUUUACCGCAUCACAAAUUCCGUAAACGUUAUCACUUUUUCCUGUGAUAUGGUUCCGGCCCGGACCUGAUUGUGGACGACGGCGGUGAUGCUACCAUGCUGAUCCACAAGGGUAUUGAUAGUAGCAGUGAACUUGAUUUGUUUUUGGGCGAUUUAAUUUUGUCAGGCUCAGUGAGAAGUAGUUUUUGUUUUCGUUUUCCACGAAGAUGCAGGAUGCAUGCGUGCGCAGCUUUGUGUAAGUUUGUCCCGAUCUUCAAGAAUCCACCUAGACAGAGUCAGAGUUUUCGGUUUUAAGCGGAAUGGAGUGAGCGUAGUUGUAUUCCUGGUUUGACCAAAUGAGAGUCAACACGGUUGUUUGCCGGGUUACGAGCAAGAACUGCGUUUUCGGGAAUUGCAGGAGUAUAACAAUCCAAUCCUGAAAACAUACAACAGGUAAGCAGUUCGAAGAAGAGUUCGCCGCCAACGGGUCGCUCCCCGACCCGAACACCUCCUCCAACCCGGAGUUUAAGUGCGUCCUCGCCCUGCUUUACGAAAGUGCAUAACUCUUCCUCCCCCUGAUUUGUAUUGCAUGAGCAGCAAUUAUACAAGCGCCCACACAUGUGGAGCCUGUGCAUUAGAAGUUAAUUCGCGUAAUUUAGUACUGGUUGGGCUUCCAGAAUCUGUCAUGCAAAAAGUACUACAAGGCAGCGCUUGGGUUUGGUAUUUUGCAUGACAAGUGAGGGGGAGCGGGGGAGAUGUGCACUCUCAUAUGCUCCGCAAGUCUAUCCAGGCCAACCCCAAGCGGUGGUCGACCAUUGCCGCGGCCGUGAAGGGCGUUUCCGAAGAGACCACCACGGGGGUCCACCGUUUGAAGGAAAUGGCACAGAAGGGACAGCUUUUGUUCCCGGCCAUCAAUUAUGUAUUGCAAAAGUAUCGUACUCGUAAUGUAUAAAUGCAUUACCAAUUUCUCUCAGCAAGAGAAAUGGAAUUUCUCAUGCUGAUUUUGCCUUGGCAACAAGAUUUGUAAUGCAAGACUUGCAUUUAUACGAGUGCGAUACUUUUGCACAGGAUAUCAACGUCAACGACUGCGUCACCAAGUCCAAGUUCGAUAACGUGUACGGGUGCAGACACUCUUUGCCGGAUGGUAAGUGAAUGCGUUGUAUAAUUUGUGAUGCAUACUACACUAUCUAGAUGUACUUUGUCAUGCAUAGUGAUUGUACACUAUUUUGCCUUGCUCUUGCAGCAACGAAUCGGCAAAAGGUCGUAGAGCAAUGCUUGCAAACGGUUGGGUUUUAUUUCUGAAACUAUGCUUUUCCUUUUCCCGCAACACAAAUACAAAUUUCUCUAUCAGGUCUCAUGCGUGCCACCGACGUGAUGAUUGGUGGAAAGCGAGUGCUUGUUGCUGGGUACGGUGAUGUGGGAAAGGGAUCCGCGAUGGCCAUGAAGGGCGCGGGUGCACGAGUCAUGAUCGCAGAAUGUGACCCGAUUUGUGCGCUGCAAGCAUGUAUAAAUUUGAUGAUUUUUCGAAUUCUGCUUUUGCUGCACUUUGAUACAAACAAUGAAUUUUUUGCAGCCCACCACUCUGGAAGUUAUUCCCUCGUGUUGAUAAAGCCAAUUGAAAUUAAAAUAUGAAACUAAGUACAUUUCUUCAAUUAUCAGGCAUGGAGGGCUACGAGGUGACCACGAUCGAGGACGUCAUUGACCAGGUGGACAUUUUCAUCACAACCACUGGUAACUUCAACAUUAUCCGGGCCGAGCACAUGGCCAAGAUGAAGAACAACGCGAUUGUCGGGAACAUUGGUCACUUCGACAACGUAUCAAUUGCAAAUAUGUCUGGGUCUGGAACGCUGGAACUUGUCAUGCUAAUUCUGGAUAGUGCAAAAAUCUGUGUUGCGUGAUUACCAAAAGCUGCCCACUUUUGACCAGGUUGAGUAGAGGCAGUUAGUUUCUCAUGCAGGCGAGGCAUGAUAGAGGUCGCCCAGAAUCUGUCAUGCUAGAGCAUGUAUGACAGACCUCACGCGUCAUGGAAAACCUGCAUGACAAGUCUUGCGACCUUCCAGACCCUGACAACAUGUUUGCAUUUGAUACAACGAAAUCGACAUGGCGGGACUGGAGUCCUUUCCAGGAAUCAAGUGCGAAAACAUCAAGCCGCAGGUGGACAUAUCCUGUGCAAAAGUAUCGUACUCGUACUAAUUGCAUUUAUGCAUUACAAAUCUGCUUCCUAAGGCAAAUCCGCAUUACAGCUUUAAUUUGUAAUGCUGAGCAAAUUUGUAAUGCAGUUCACAAUAGUUGUGCGAUACUCAUACUUUUGCAGUUCAUAGGACAGGUUCAUUUUCCCGGACGGGCACGGCGUUAUCGUCCUCGCAUCUGGCCGGUUGAUGAACCUCGGAUGCGCGACCGGGCACCCAUAUCAAGAAGAAAAAUCCCCCCUCCCCACAUCAAACCGGAAAUCUGUGAUGCAGAUUUGCGGUCACAAAUCAGCUUUGUCAUGCUAGAAGAGAAAAGCUGCGGACUGUAGUGCUGGGUGGCGUGGGAAAGCCUUGCGUCUUCAGCAUGACAGGAGGCAGCUCGAAGUGGAAAACAGCACGACAAAUUGCCUGCAAACGAGGCCACAACUGCGCCGCUUUGCCUUCUAGCAAUACAGGCCCAUUUGUGUACUCAAAAACAGCAUCACAAAUUUCGUUUUCGAUAUAUGGGGAGGGAGGAUUUUUCCUUUUGAUAGCCCGUCCUUUGUCAUGAGCUGUUCGUUUACAAACCAGACCAUCGCUAUGCAAGAAAAAAACUGUGUAAGUGUAACUGUGUAAUGCAGAACAUGCAACAGAGGCACGCCUGUCAUGCCAGACAACCAUGAAGUCCUCUUUUCGUGUGUGUUUUCCCUUACCAGCCGCGCAUGACAGGUUUUCUCUGACAUGUAGAGCAAAUUUGUGAUGCUGUCAACCAAAGAAAGUUACACUAACACAGUUUUUUUCUUGGAUAAUCGCACAGCUGGAUCUAUUGGACAACUGGAAAAACAGCAACGUGCUCAAGAGGCAGAACAGGAAACCGUACGGAACCAGCGAGGUAAAGAUACUACGGGUUUUUAUCGCGUUUUUUGCACCAGCACGACGGCUUUGUUUAUUUGGUGUCUUGCGUAGUUCUAAAAUGCAUGACAACAUCUUUGUUAAAUAAAGCGUUGAACAAAAUCUCUAUCAUGCAUCCACCCCAACCCAAGCACAACAGGUCUACCGCCUGCCGAAAGAGCUGGACGAGAAGGUGGCCAGAUUGCACCUGCCGGCUCUGUAUCCUGUGCAAAAGUAUCGUACUCGUAUUGCAAUAACGCACUACUUACAAAUCUUCUUCUUAAGGUAAAUCCGCGUCACAAAUUUUAUUUCUCAUGCUGAGAAAUAAAUUUGUAAUGCGUUUAUACGAGUCCGGUACUUUUGCAAUCCAUACUCUGGGUGCGAAGUUGACCAAGCUGACCAAGGAACAGGCGGAAUACAUCAACGUGCCUUCCGAGGGGCCCUACAAGCCGGACGAUAUCCCACAGAAAAAAGCAGGCAGAGCAUAUUACUAUCUAUUAUAUUCAUGCGAAAGUAGAGGUCUACAGAGGAUAAAAGAGAGGUGGCCGAGAGGUCAAAAAGAGGCCGACAGAGGUAAAAAAGAGGUCGACAGAGGUGAAGAGGUGGCGCGGGAGGUCUUUCGAGAGGGAGACCGAGAGGCGGCGCGAGUAUAGCCCGCCGAAGGGUCCACCCUUUAGCGCCGCUGAAGCGCCUCGGACGGAGGGUGCAGAGAGGUGGAA